AUGAGUUCCCAGCGAGCGAAACUUAUAUUAAAGUUAGCAAAAACCAAAGCAAGAGUAGAGAAGAAAGAGAAUGGUGCGCAGGAUAGUUGGAAAAUUUCGCAGCAUAAUAAUAUUGGCAAUACGAGCAGUACUGCAGAGGAAGCUGUUAAUAGCGUCACGGUCAAUAAAGAGUCCCUAAACAUGAUUGAAAGUAAUAAUAUCCGCAAUAGUUUAAAAGAAGCCAAAAAUGCAACCGAAGAUAAGAAUAAUAUAGAGUCUGUAAAUCAGAUCGAUCUGCCAAGCCAAAACGUUAUCUCCCAAACGACAAUCAUUCCUGGUAUCAUCUUUGAUGAGAGUUCAGAAGAUAUUGGAGGUGUUACAUUAAUAAAUAGAACUCGAUCUCAGGGCUUACUUAGAGCGGAUGAAUAUAAAGAAUUCCCUAGCAGUAAUGGUCCUAGCAGUGAGCUAAUAGAAGAAGAAGCCACUUCUUCUGAAGUAUUUUCUGUUGAACCUGCAAUUCAAACAAAUAACAAUUCAAGUAGUAGGUCCUCAAGUGAUUCGGACCCAACCAGUUCUGAAGAAGAACCUUUUGGUUCUGGUGCUUCAGAAGAAGAUCCUGAUUUUGAACCAGAAAACAUAUUGUCUUCCAGUGAAUCCGAAGUAGAUGGUAUACCUCAAAAUGUAGCUUUACCAAUACGUCGUUCAGUGCACUAUCCUUCUGAAACAGAGAAGCAAACUAAAAAACGAAAAAGAGUCCCAGAUGAAUGGCAAAAGAAUAAAGCGUGGGGAAAAAUGCCGCUUAAAGUGUUCCACCAAAAUCUCACAAGAUCAGAGGCAAAAAAUUUUUGAAGAAUAUUGGCAAUUAGGAGAUGUCCUGCAACAACGUGGAUUUAUAGCAGGCCGAAUGCUUACUAUUAAGCCAAAAUAUAGAUAUCAGAAAGGCGAAAAUAGUAGACGUCUAAAUUCUAGUUUCUUCUUCGACCUUGAUGGACAAAAUAUUCGAAUCUGCAAACAAUUUUUUAUGUCCACGUUAGGUAUUAGCAGUAGAGUUAUUCGAACGGUUACAGAAAAACAAGAUUCGAUGACUAAAGGAAUUCUUAAACAAGAAAUGAGAGGAAAACACACCAACCACUAUUCAUUUUCCAAUGGCAUAAAAGAAGAUAUUAGAGCCCACAUCAAUUCUAUUCCAAGAAUUCCCAGUCAUUAUUGUAGGUCGCAAACUAAAAAGGAGUAUAUUGAA
Molecule: messenger RNA, 1219 nt
Organism: Acanthoscelides obtectus
Lineage: Eukaryota; Metazoa; Arthropoda; Insecta; Coleoptera; Chrysomelidae
Source: the annotation of a GenBank genome assembly